This is a messenger RNA of Etheostoma spectabile (orangethroat darter), 3559 nucleotides long. Its product is annotated as helix-loop-helix protein 2. The record is from RefSeq and is a predicted model, not a curated record. The transcript is spliced from 2 exons. Lineage: Eukaryota; Metazoa; Chordata; Actinopteri; Perciformes; Percidae. Gene Ontology annotation, biological process: regulation of transcription by RNA polymerase II. Gene Ontology annotation, molecular function: protein dimerization activity; RNA polymerase II cis-regulatory region sequence-specific DNA binding; DNA-binding transcription factor activity, RNA polymerase II-specific. The coding region runs from base 283 to 693 and encodes 136 amino acids.
CACUUCGUUCCAGUUUUACAUAUAUAGGGCUGUGUAUCUUGCGCACAACCAGGCGAGGUUGGAUGGAAGAAACAGGCAGAGCAACAAGCCAGACUGUCACUUACUGAAGGACGUACUGUGCGCCUGACACCAUGGAGGAAAAUGAGCGUGGCUGCAAGACCUUUUCGUCCACGUCCGGUUUUCAGCACUUUAAUUCGACUGAACUACAUCAAAACCAAGACACCAUGGUGGCUGAAGGGGGAGAUAACUUUAUGUGAGAUUCAGUUGGCUCUGUUAUUUUGAAUGUGCAAGGAUCUUUCCCAGUCUGAGGUCAGAAACCUGAUGCUCAGUCCUGACCAGCCUGAGUCUGACCUGCCCUGGGGACAAGUUGACAGAGAGACCCUUCUGGAAACUUUCAAUGUGCAGUGUGGGUCAAUGCCAGCCAAACCUGAGGAUGGAGCGGGCAAGGCAUGCACCGUGCACGUGCCUGCCCUCAGCAGGGAGGAGAAGAGGCGGAAAAGGCGCGCGACAGCUAGAUAUCGAUCAGCGCAUGCCACCAGGGAACGUGUGCGUGUAGUCUCCUUCAACCUGGCAUUUGUGGAGCUUAGAAAACUGCUCCCAACACUCCCACCAGACAAGAAGUUGUCUAAGAUUGAGAUCCUGCGACUUGCGAUUUGUUACAUCUCCUACCUCAACCACGUGCUGGAUGUUUAGGCUGUGAUGACCAACAGGAGGAUGGACAGAGGCAGGAGGAUUGUUUGUACAGCAGCUGAAUGAUUUCUUGAUAUUGAUACCAGACUAUUUGAGGAAUGCCCUGCAUAUGGUUGGUUAUGCAACACACUGUAGAUUCCAGUGCAUCCUAGUUUGGGGAGUAUCACAAGGAUUGUUCAUCAUGGGAAACAGUUGCUUCAGGCUUAAUGUUAUUAAAAGGAUGAAAAGAAUGAAAUUAUUUUAAAAGCUGCUGUAUAUUAUAGUUGUUCAGCUAAACUACUAAAACAUUGCAAUGAUCACCUUACAUUUGCUGCCUUGUCUUUCAUUGGGACUUACUGUUUGCACCAAUUUGUAGAUAUAUUUAAUUCAAUUACACAAAAAAAUAGUCUACUGGGCAUUUGGUUGCUUUAAAUACAUUGUGACAGCUCAAAAAAUAAUCAAGAAACAUGCUUGAUGCUGUUUUUUUAUGCCAGUUAUGUUACGUAUUAGAUUUUAUCUUAGAAGGUGACUUCUGAAAGCUCUUUUUUAAUUUCAAUUAAAACCACACUACCAAACAAGCUGUUCCUCCACCACAUAGGUGAGGUCUUGGUGCCCCAUCUCCCUCUGGAUGGGGCAGGUGUUUCUCCAGAACCAAAACAACCAUAGUGUGGCCAUCUGUUUGCUUUCUCUCUGGGGACACACAAAUGUGUAUACAUGCAAAUGAGGCAGUAAUGUGAACAUAAACAAUAAACUCUAGUGCUCAUAUUAUGCUUUUUUGUGCACGUUAUAUUUUUACAAAUUGUAUAAUCCCAAAGUCCACCCCAAAGGAACUUUGCAUCUUCCAGAGAAAACACGGCUUCAAACAGCUCUAUUGUAGUCCAGCCUUUAGUUCCGUGACAAAUGUGCGUCACUUGGUAAUACAUAUAACGCUAUAUAUAACGUUAUAACGCUCGCCUAACUGCUAGCGUUGCACGCCCUCAUACUCUGUAACUGACUAGCUAGCAGAGCUAACAGAGAGCUCAACACACAGGGUGAAAAGAGGAGCUGCAGCAAUGUGCAGUACAACUAAAAUAUGGUAUUUUUUGAAAAUUCAACCAUAUAAACCUCUCAACCAUAAUAUGAGAAUUUUAAAAGACAAGAAAAAAACAAGUAGUACAUUUUGGCGUAAUGUUUUGGGAUUAAUGCCAACAUGAUUUGGUGACGAUGUGGGUAAAUACUUUCAGUCACUUCAGCCCAAAAUAUUUGAGCAAAACCACUCAACAUUUUGGAAUGGAACCUGCCAUUGUCUUUUCUGAUGCUUUUAAAGGUUUGUCAGUGGUCAGUAGUGUCUGUAAAGCAGCCCAGUUGGCCUUAUAUGUCAUUUCAAUUACUCAAGCAUACAUAAUGUAUGGUUACAUUGGACAUCUAUGGUCUUUUGUCAGUGUUUUGACUAUUACUACCCCAGCUUUGCACAUUACCAAAAUGUUUUUUUUUAAUUUUGUAUGAGAUUUUUGUACAAACUCCUGUGUGUCCCUUUGAUAUCCCUCUCCAUUUGUCAGACGCUGGCUGUGCUCCUUCUCUCAUCCCUUUAUGCGAGUCUCGGCGGUAUAAUGUGGCCCAAGGGGCUUGAGGUAUUGUUCAUGUCCACUCCAGCAGCACAAGUGACAGCCCUUUGUCCACACACUGCAUAUUACACACACUACACACUUGGUCUACACACUGGAUACAAUAGCUAUGUUAGGAGAGGAGAGGCCAAGACUAACAUCAGAUUUUAAGAUAAAUGGGGCAGGAAAAGUUGUAAAGGCCAUACAUAGAUGGUUAUUAAUAUUCAGUAUAGAUAUAGCCAAUGUGGGUCAAAUGAUAAAACCAGGCAAGAACUGUAGGCUAUUUAAGUCUGCAUAGAGCUCUGUCACACAGUACUGUGUUUGAAAGGAGCAACACUGCCCUCUGAUGGAGCUUCAUAGAAGGACAUUCAACUGUUUAAAGUUCACAUUCACUUUUUAUAUAUUUUAACCCUUGUAUGGUAUUUGGGUCAAAUUGACCUAUUUCAAGUUACAUUUUUUCUACCUGAAUCAACGGCCUUACCUUAUUUUCUGUGAUAAACAUGUAUUCCUGACUCAGUUCAGAAAAUUAUUCUGGAUGUUUUUCCAAGAUAAGAAUGAUCACAUAGUGGAUUUUAAACAUGAAUUAUAACCUUGUGACAAAAAACAAAUCACACUUCCAUUUUUAAUUGUGUUCUAGUAGAGACUGAUUGCAUUCCCUAAACGUAUACUGUAUGAUAUCUCAAUUGUUUGAAAGGCAAUAUUUGUUAUUAGAUUAUGAAGUGAAAUUUUAUUUCAGAAUUGUUUUUAAAACCCCAAAUAAGUCACGGGUCAGUUUGACUCGAGGGAUACGAGAGGGUCCCGAAAUUGAAGACAAUACAACGGUUAAAAGAAUCUUGCACUUUUUUAUUUAAAGAGCACUUUCCUACUAUGUAUUUAAAACAAUUGUAGGGGCAUAUUUGUAUGUACCACUAAUGCCUGCAUGUUCUACUGAGUUAAUGUUGGUCAUUACUUGAUUCUUACUUGAUGUAACAAUAUUUAUGCCAUCAUCACAUCAAUUAUAGUAGGAAACUUAAGUGUUUUUCUAUCACGAUGCAAGCCAAGUUAUAGCUAGAGGUAGUUAUUGCUGUUGAUAUGAUAUUCAAGGUUAUGGCUGCAUGUUUUGUUUGUGCCUUGGAAACUUGAGUUGCUGUUCUGGAGCGUUCGGUCAUUUUACAUGAGAUUCAUCAGCAGAAGGACUUUUCUCAGUUGUUCAAUUUCCAAAAUGAAAAUUGUAUCUGUUGAAAAAGCUCUAAAACAGCUACUGAAUGAACCUUGAUGUGAACUUGUCCUUGCCACCUCUGUUUUCAAGGUCAACAAUAAACUUUAAA